Molecule: messenger RNA, 5280 nt
Organism: Xylona heveae TC161
Lineage: Eukaryota; Fungi; Ascomycota; Xylonomycetes; Xylonales; Xylonaceae
Exons: 4
Coding region: 312-5102 (1596 amino acids)
Biological process (GO): actin filament severing; barbed-end actin filament capping
Molecular function (GO): phosphatidylinositol-4,5-bisphosphate binding; actin filament binding
Source: RefSeq, a predicted model, not a curated record
UCUGGAACAUUGAUUCCAAUCGCAUAGUGCUUUUCUUUUCAUUGAUUCUGAUAUUAUAAGGCGACGAAGAUAGCACCGUACAUACCAUUUUAAGUCGUGCGUGGCUGAUAAUAGUGUUAUCGUCCAUCCCGUCCAUCCCGUCCAUCCUUGGCUGGCAUACGGGUUGUACAACCUGAAUCUGGCCAACCCCCGAACGAGGCCGGCGUCGAUCGUCUGCAAGGUGCGAAUGUGAAACGUUGCGAAAACGACAUGUGCUGUAACCCCGCCUAAUAUUGAAGACCUUUUUUUUUUUUAAAGAUUCAACGUUGUCCAUGAUGUCAAGUGUUGGCAGUUUCGAAGGUGCAGAGGAUGUCAAUGACUUCCUUCAACGGAUAAGGGAAUUAGGACAUAGGCGUGACAAGGAGGAUGAAGAGCGCACGAGGAAGCUAGAGGAGGAAAUACUGCAAGGGCGCAAAGAGAGGCAAGCCCGUCGAGCAGAGCGAGCAAGGUCAAUAUCCCCUACAAAGGACACGCCCUCCAACAUCAGUACACCACCGCCUGAAAGAUCUCCGUUGGACGCGACCAAGCAGGACAACCACCCCGGCUCUUCCUUUGGUUCAAACUCAUCGAGUUCAGAUCAUACUUUGCGCAACGCGCAAAUCAGCGAUACACUACGACGUUUGACUGGCAUAGAGGAGAGCAAUUCCUCUACACAGUCUCCACAAGAAGCGAUGCGUGAACUACCGCAACCACCAGCAAAGCCUUUGAGCGCGUCACGAGGUUCAUCUGCAGCCCCCAUUAUCCCUUCUAGGGCUGGCACUCUCUCUUGGCAACGCCGACCAGAUUCUCGUUCGUCAAUUGGCUCACCUGUUCGUCAACAUUCGAUUGCUACAAAAGAAAAUCGCUCGGAGGGACCCUCAGAUUCUCUAGUCGAUAACCCUGACUUGAAGGCACCUGAUGAUCUCGGCCGCUCUAGAAACCAAAUCGCACAAUCUCUAGCAUCGAAAGAUCCUUCUUGGUUCAAACAAACAGCCGACAGAGGUCUCCGAUCCCCUGCUUAUCGACGCGACGACAGUGUGCCAAAUUCAUCUCGCGGCUCACCGGCGAACAAGAUGCCCCUGCCAGGACUCUCCCAUCGACCAACUGUUUCAUUCGAGAAAAGCAAUGCGCAUUCUGAAACCACAAGUCCACAAGCCUGUCCUUCCUCGAGUCCGGAGCCAGCUGGAGCUCUGGCAAGUGAGCAGUACACGGAAGCCGCUGCUCCUCUGAAUCUUCCUGAAUCUAGUUUAGCGGAAGAUGUCACAUCAAAUAAUUUGAGUGCGAGCCGAAAAGCUGACUUGCAUGAUGCUGGCAUAGGAGGAUCUGGUGAACUCGAACCCUUGGCUUCUAAUAUAUCGUCAAUAGCAAACCCUCUUCCUAUUCAAGGGUCGCCUGAGGCGCCUGAGCGCGCGAGUUCACCAACGAAAGGGCUCGGGGGCUUCGUUCAGAGCGCAAUGCUUAAACGGUCUGAUAGUGUCAGCAAGAGAUGGAGCACUCAGUCACGCCCCGGUCUUAGUCGUGGGAACUCGAUUGCUAAUCACAUGGGGCCACUGAAUGAGAGCAAGCAGCACCUUAGCGCUUUGAAUGGAUCCAGGAGGGCGCCGAACCCCGAGUUGCCUCCGGUUAGUCGACUCAAUGAAAGCUCUUCUCUCCCAAUGCUUCGCCCAAAAUCUAGCUCUAAUGGCGACUUGGUUCCUUGGCAAGUUGAGGAGACUGCUCCAGAUUCCCACAAUGAGCGUUCUCAGCAUACCAUUGAUUCAAGGCCCCCUUCAGACAUCGUUAAGCCUAUGCUGAUCCACCACUCUCGAUCUCGAUCAACGACCAAUAUCGGAAGCGAAGACAGCACCAAAAGUCCCACCGGCUCGCUCACGACGCCACCAGUCAGUCCAUCCAAAACCAUGGACCAAAAACGCUGGAGCCCGACAAAGGCAAGCUGGCUAGAAAGCGCGCUGAAUAAACCAGAAAGCUCCAAGCCGAAAGUGCCGGUGGCACCGCCACAGCCAAGCUGGAUGGCAGAGAUUAGCAAAGCGAAACAGCAGCGGAAUAGCGUAGAUCUCGGAAAAGGCGCCCGCUUGGACCUGAGAUCUACUGCGGACUCAUCCAACAAUUUAUCCGCGUCGGCGACUCCCUCAAGGGAUGAACUAGGGCCUCUAGGCAAGGAUGACAAGAUCCCAGAAAUGCCGAAUAGCCCAGGUACGCGUUUUGGCGUAACUUUAAAACGAAGAAUCACGGAAGCCACCCCGCGCAGUCCAGAGAGAGCAAUGCAAAUGGACAUCGAUGUGGGCAGCUCUGAGAAAGAGCAGAGAGGCACGGCAGCAGAUCUCAAGAGUCACGUCGAGCCAACAAAACCCAAACCGGCAACGCCUCCGAAAAAGGAUUUCCGUUCUACGCUGAAGACUAUGCCCUCGAAAGCGGAAUCAAAGGAUGCCGACGAACCCGAAUUCAAAAACGUUUUUGGCAAGCUAAAGCGCACCCAGACUCAACAUUAUGUAGCUCAAAACGAGUUGAAAGACAAUAUACUCCGCGGAAAGGCUGGUCUCACAGCCACGGGCGGUCCACGAAAGAGUGUAGUGAAAGAUGACUUUAAGGAGAGCAUUGUCAAACGAAAAGAAGUCAUAAAAUCACGAGCAGACGCGGAACGUAUUCCGCGUCCAUCCUCGAGAGAAGAAGGCGGUCCGGUGUCUGCUAGCCGCCCAGUCGAGACACGGGCAAUCCAAUCAAAAUCCGUACCUGCCGAAGGUGAUACCGAAACGAAUCUGACCCAAGAAGACUCUUCGAAUUUUAAAAAUGAUCCGAUCGGCCGAGAUCAAAGAAAAUUUCACCAAAACCACGAUAAUGCAGCGAAAGAAAUGCCCUCAGCAAAGCCUACAACUACAGGCUUUGGAAAAAGUGGAAAUUUAGCAGCGAGAUUCAAUCCAGCUCUAGCUCAGGCACUAGCCCGAGGACCUCGCCAAGGUGCUGCCCAAGAAGGAGAGCGACCUUGGGAUCCAGAGAGCUCUCCUACCUCGAGUGGCUCAGCGAUCGCAAAUGAUGACAAGCUCGGCGACCAGCGUACCUCGUCAACGCAGCUAACGCAUAUGACCAAGGGAAGGGCUCGUGGCCCGAAACGGAGACUUCCAACCUCUAAGCAACAAAGCCCACGUAACAGCGGUCAAAAAACUCAAAGCCAAGAUACAACUUCUGAUGAGCCAAGCGAGGCUGACACAUCUGCAAAGCUUUGGGAUGCAAAAUCCGAAGCUCCAGCAUCUCGCCCACAAAGUCGCAAUGGAUCCGAGCUUAGUAUGCUGAGGUCGCCUUCUUCAUUCGUUCAGCAGAGGGCAGGAGACCGCAACGCAGAAAACGUCGGGAAAGUGGAGCAUGAAUUACACCAUACACCGGCCUUUCAUGCCUCAGGAAAAUCAAGCUCUAGAGAGCCAUCGCCCCGCUCCCAGCCUGGUAGACCUGAGCCAAACAGUACCCACGCCAUGGCUUCCACAAUUACCCGGCCCAAGAUUCCCAUGGAAGCUCAGGCGUCGGUAUCUGUCAAGGCGGCAACAAAAAUGUGGGGUCAAUGUGGAAUUUCGAAAGCCGCCCAAUAUUCUCCAGCCGAAAAGCUAAAUGCAACCGCAAAAAUAAAUAGUAACGAAAGUGUCAGCACUCCGGCCACUGCCCUCCCCCCUUCUUCAGCGGAUCAUUUCCGACACGUGAUACAAAAUAAACAAGAAGACGUUAAUUCGACCCCAAAGCAACACACUGCUGCUCAUCCUGAGACCCAGCCAGCUCCGGCUGCCACUAGAUCAAAGCCCCCGUCAGUGAUUUCUCAGCUUCGUCAUUCGCCUUCGUCUAUUAACACUGAUGAAGCUUUACUCAACCAGGCGACUAUCCAGGAAUCUUUGCAACAGUCCCCCGUUCCAAAGACAUCUGAAGCAGCAAGACUGUUUGCAGAGUUUUUCGACAUUCCUCCCACUGGAAAGGGCGCCGUAACCAUCGAUACGCAAGCUCUCUUGUCCGACGAAUUCACUCUCUCCAAGAAAGUGAAAACGAUUCAAAAGAACAUCUGGCGGAUACGUUCAGGUGCGGAUAAAGAAGAGCUUUCUCCAGGCAAAGAGCACAUUUUAUUUGAUGGGGAAGCUUAUCUUUGUACCCAUACUUUCAUUGCGCAAAAUGGAAAAAGAGACAUGGAAUGUUAUGCAUGGGUCGGAGACUCAGUUCGAGACUCUGAGUUCCAAUACGUGAUGCAACGAGGGCGGCAGAUGUCGGAGGACCACGGCUGCCUAUUCUCAAUCUUUCGGCAAGGGAAAGAAAGUUCAAACUUCAUUCAAGCACUAGGGGGCAUUGUUAUCGUCCGUCGAGGGAAUAUGAUGGGACAGCACACAGGGCAACCGUAUAUUCUCUGUGGCCGCCGCCAUCUUGGGAACGUUGUAUUUGAUGAGGUUGACCUAUCUCUUAACAGUCUCUGUUCUGGAUUCCCUUACCUGAUCUCUAGACCAAGAGGAAAGCCUAUCUUGUGGAAAGGAAGAGGUUGUAGUGCUGACGAACUCGGAUGUGCAAGGUUGAUUGGCAUGGAUGUAGGGGUCUCGCCGGAAAUUGAAGAAGUAGAAGAGGGUCACGAAUCUUCAUCCUUUUUUCAGGCUUUCUCUAUCGAUAGCAAGACAGCCAUUCCCAAGUCUGCUGAUCAUUGGAGAUUAAAAGCCAGCUACGAUAAUUAUAGAUGCAGACUAUUCUGCAUUGAUUUGGGCGUCAAGUCGAAGGUUCGUGAGAUAUCACCUUUUUGUCAAAGAGAUCUUUGCAUUUCUGACAUAUAUGUCGUGGAUGCUUUCUUUGAGAUUUAUAUCGUGAUUGGUGCGCAGGCCCAAUCACGGUCUACUGAAUUCCAGGCCGCGCUGCUAUUCGCCCAAGAAUAUGGAAUUCUCUCCGCAUCAUUAGAGGAUCGCCCAUUUCUUCCCGUUAGUACAGUCAUCCUUCAAGGCAUUCCGCGGGAUUUCAAAGCCAUAUUUAGAAAAUGGGAAGAGGAGCAUAUCAUGACUUCAUGGCAGCCGAAGCGGAGCCCGAGCUUGAGGGUUGUCCCGUUGGGCGCCGCUAUAGAAGCAACUCGACCACGAUAAAACAUCCUGUAUUUGAUCGCUAAGCUGAGUCUCGUGGCGUUAUUGUUUUCCCCACUGGGGGCCUUUUUUGGAGGAAAUAGAAAAGGCUAAUUGUAUUUGGCGGUUUUCUUGUACAUGAUUGAUCGCUUGAGCUCUUAAAAUUAUUAUGCAACCUUUGUUCUGAGGAUUCAAACAGUGG